Echinococcus granulosus is the source of this 1182-nucleotide messenger RNA. RefSeq names its product serine protease inhibitor. The record is from RefSeq and is a predicted model, not a curated record. The transcript has 6 exons. Lineage: Eukaryota; Metazoa; Platyhelminthes; Cestoda; Cyclophyllidea; Taeniidae. The coding region runs from base 1 to 1182 and encodes 393 amino acids. Gene Ontology annotation, molecular function: serine-type endopeptidase inhibitor activity.
AUGUGCAAGAGGUCGUCAAACGAAAUCAUCACCCACAACGAUUUCAAUGCUGGAUUUUUUAAAGCAUCACUGAAGGCCAAUGGAAACGUGGGGAACUACGUAGCUUCGCCACUGAGUGUGUUGGUACUGCUGUCUGCUCUCCUCACCUCGAAAGGCCCUGAGGGUAAAACUGCCAAAGAGAUCUGCCAGGCAAUCGUUGGGAAGAGGGAGAAGGAAACGUGCAGUGAUUUGAAGUAUCCGAACAUUGAGCAAAAGCUUGACAGAAUUCGCACAGGCGCCGCAAAUUCGAAGACAGAAGACGGCAAAAAGAUACUGUCGCUUUCGAAUGCUGUUUUCUUACGGAAAGGGCUCCACAUUUAUCCAGGUUUCUUGGAGAGGUUUGCCGGAUUUGGAGAAGAUCGCGUAAAACAGGUAUUAUUUAACACCUCUGAAGCGUUUGAAAAAAUUAAUGAAUGGUCAUGUUCUUCCACGGACGGCCUUAUUGAGCACUUUUUAAAGUCGAAGGACGAAUUAAGCUCCGACACUCUUAUGGUCCUGUUGAGCGCAAUAGCUUUUAAAGAUAAUUGGGCCAAAACCUUUAUGGUGGAGAAUACGGUAAAACGUGAUUUCUACCUGAAAAAGGGUGUAUCCGUGAAGGUCCCUAUGAUGCAUUUGGGAACUCAAAUGGUUUAUCUAAAACAAGACAGAUUCAAAGUCGUUGCAAAACCAUUUAGAAAUUAUCGCUAUAAGUUUGUCAUCUUCCUGCCAAAUGAACGGUUUAACCUCAACGAAAUUGAAAAUGACUUGGAAGAUGGAGAUUUUAACUGGAGACUGAUUCAAAGUGAUCGUAACUAUACGCAUAUUGAGCUUGGGCUACCAAAAUUCAAGGUUGAGCACGAAAUCAAUCUGAAAUCUGUUCUUCGUCUACUUGGUGUACGACGUUUUUUUGCUCAAGAAUCUGCUGAACUGACAGGCAUAAGUUCCCACCCGAGACUCUAUGCUGGAGAAGCCAAGCAGGUGGCAGUGAUGGAAGUGGACGAGGCCGGCGUUAAAGCAGCUGCUGUCAGCAGCAUUGAGAUACUACCAAUGUCCUUGCCCCCACCAUCUGUCCCCUUCAUUGUCGACCAACCCUUCUACUGUGCCAUUUACGACUCCUUCCUGCAGAUGCCCCUUUUCAUUGCUCGUAUUGCUGAUCCUCGCUAA